Molecule: messenger RNA, 1233 nt
Organism: Coccidioides posadasii C735 delta SOWgp
Lineage: Eukaryota; Fungi; Ascomycota; Eurotiomycetes; Onygenales; Onygenaceae
Biological process (GO): exonucleolytic trimming to generate mature 3'-end of 5.8S rRNA from tricistronic rRNA transcript (SSU-rRNA, 5.8S rRNA, LSU-rRNA); TRAMP-dependent tRNA surveillance pathway; nuclear polyadenylation-dependent mRNA catabolic process
Cellular component (GO): cytoplasmic exosome (RNase complex); nuclear exosome (RNase complex)
Molecular function (GO): mRNA 3'-UTR AU-rich region binding
Source: RefSeq, a predicted model, not a curated record
AUGGCAUCCACGGCCCCUAAUACAAAAGCUCCGGCUACACCUUCGCCGUUUCUUUCGCUUUCACCCGCCCACCUCGCCCGGCUCCAACCGCAUACCUACGUUUACGCGCAUCUAAACCCUUCACCUGAUAUUUCUAGACCAUCCAUCCGCAUAAAUGGUCGUUCAGAGUCCCAAUUCCGCCCGGCAAGUGUCAACACUGGCUCUUUGUCUCAUACGAAUGGUAGCGCGGUGGUUCGGAUUGGCGACACAACUGCGGUAUGUGGGGUCCGUGGGGAGAUUUUAUCAACACAUGAUAUACCCGCAUGGAAGGUUUCGAAUAAUGGUGCAGGUUCUAGCUGGGGUUCGCCACAAAGGCGGAAUCAAGACCAUGACGCCGAGGACGAGGACUAUGAUGAGGACGACUCAGAAAUUCAUGCAUUCAACCUCUUAGUUCCGAAUCUCUCUCUUAGCACGGGCUGCUCGCCGUCUAUACUUCCUGGUUCUGCACCUUCGUCGCUCGCUCAAUCGCUAUCACACCGACUCCUUUCCCUCCUUCAUUCCUCACGACUAAUACGAGCAAGUGAUUUACGAAUUUGGUCCAAUCCAAACCCCACGGAAGCUCCAUCCCAAGAACAAUCUGAGGAUAUCGACAUGGAGGAUACUCCCGCUUUCACUGACUCGAUUGGAGCCCCAGAGCUCAAGGCAUUUUGGACCCUCUACAUUGAUGUUCUAAUAAUUUCCCAUGCGGGAAGUCCGUUCGAUGCAGCCUGGGCGGCGAUAGUUGCCGCGUUACAAGAUGUGCGGCUUCCCAAAGCGUGGUGGGACAUAGAUAAUGACAUGGUUCUUUGUUCAGAUCGUGUAUCGGAGUCCAAAAAGUUGCGAUUGCGGGGGAUGCCUAUAUCAAGCUCAUUUGCUGUUUUUGAAGCAGAUCCUGUUGGAGAUUGGAGGAAAGUUAUCAUUCCACUUCAGGAUGGAGAGCCGAAAGAGAAAGACCAGACGAGUGCCGAUGAUGGCGAUGCUGCAAGAAGGAAACGAUGGAUACUUGCGGAUCCUGAUGCUUUUGAGGAGAGUCUUUGUCAGGAACGGGUAUGCAUUGUAGUGGAUAAGGAUGGGAAGAAGCCGGGUUGCAUGAAGAUUUUGAUGAUGGAAAAAGGUGGUGGAUUCUACGUUGGAAAAAGUGAGAUAAAAGGACUUGUGGAGUUGGCAUCUGUGAGGUGGGAGGAGUGGCGCGCCUUAUUGGAAGGGUUGCGAUGA